Molecule: messenger RNA, 549 nt
Organism: Tyto alba (common barn owl)
Lineage: Eukaryota; Metazoa; Chordata; Aves; Strigiformes; Tytonidae
Gene: UBA52
Product: ubiquitin A-52 residue ribosomal protein fusion product 1
Exons: 5
Coding region: 102-488 (128 amino acids)
Biological process (GO): modification-dependent protein catabolic process; protein ubiquitination; translation
Cellular component (GO): nucleus; cytoplasm; ribosome
Molecular function (GO): ubiquitin protein ligase binding; protein tag activity; structural constituent of ribosome
Source: RefSeq, a predicted model, not a curated record
GCGGGGCGGUGACGCACCGGUCGUGACGCACGGCGGGCGGGUUCCGGUUCCGGGCGCCCCUUUUCUCGUCAGCGAGGGCGGCGGGCGCGGCCAGUGCCAAGAUGCAGAUCUUCGUCAAGACACUGACGGGCAAAACCAUCACCUUGGAGGUAGAGCCCAAUGACACCAUCGAGAAUGUCAAGGCCAAGAUCCAGGAUAAGGAAGGGAUCCCCCCGGACCAGCAGCGCCUGAUUUUCGCGGGCAAGCAGCUGGAGGAUGGCCGCACCCUGGCAGACUACAACAUCCAGAAAGAAUCCACCCUCCACCUGGUGCUGCGCCUGCGGGGGGGCAUCAUCGAGCCCUCCCUCCGCCAGCUCGCCCAGAAAUACAACUGCGACAAAAUGAUCUGCCGCAAGUGCUACGCCCGCCUGCACCCCCGCGCCGUCAACUGCCGCAAGAAGAAGUGUGGGCACACCAACAACUUGCGCCCCAAAAAGAAGGUCAAGUAGAGGGGGGCAGGGGUGGACCCUCCCCUCCUCACCCUCCCAAUAAAGCAUCGCAGCGCUCCGA